AUGCCGCCGCCGCCGUCGUCGAUGCAGCACCGCCCGUCCCUGCCGCACCAUCUCCCUCCGCUCCCCGUUCCCCAAUGGCGCUCAGGGCCCGCGGGAAAGCCCAUGCCCUCCUCGUCACUUUGGCCGCCACACGCUCCCGCCGGCUCCUUCCCUCAACCUUUUGUUCCUAGAGAUUACAUCCACUCUGCACUUCCGUUGCCGCACAGCUACCCUCCCCCAGACUGGGUUGCUGGCGGAGGUAACGACGCAAUAGAGCGCGGGAGCGGGGGAGGCGGGCGCAGGUUCAAGCGGCGGUCGUCGCGGCAGUCGGGUCCGCCCGUUCCGCACCCGCUCGGGCUGGACUACGGAGGCCCGCCCCCGCGCGGGUCCAGAAUGCGGCGGCCGGAUAAGCAGGCGCAGGGGCAGGGGCAGGCGCAGGCGCGUCAGCCACGUCAGCCGCGACAGGCGGGGCAGCUCCGGCAGCAGCAGCAGCACAAGAAGAUUUGGAAACGGCGGCGUGCGCCCGGUCCGGGUUUCGCUUCAGCCGCUGCGGCAGCGGCGGCGGAAGUCAACGGUUCGGCGGCGCCGCUGGCGCCGCUGUCGCUGCCGUCUCCGGGAGACGCGGAGGGGAUGUUGGAGGACGGGGAGUUCCGGCCGCCGCGUCUGCAGGAGCUGAAGCAGCGCAACCGCGUCGGAACGCGGAGCGCUCCGCGCAACACAACGUCGUUCAUCAUGCAGGCGCGCGGAGGCGCAGGUCCGCUUACCCCCGCAGGGGCUGGCGCAAGCGGAGUCGGCGCCGGCGCUUCCCCCUCCCCCGCGACAACUCCGCGCCUGCUCCCAACCCCCCUGGCGUCUUCUUCCCCCGCGCCGUGGGGAGUUGGUUUGUCGAGUAGCCAGGACGGAGCAGGGGAAGGCGACAUUCGCGAGUUUAGAGUUAAUCCGUACGGAUCUAUGAACGGAAUGCUCUACACCGGGGAUACCGCGGGAGCCAAUGGGAUGAUGCCACAUCAUCCGGUGAUGGGCAUGGCAGCGCGCGGAUCCAGCGGGGAUUCGUUCCUGCGAGCGCGCAUAGACGAGCAGGAGACGCAGCUAGCACAGCUGGAAGAGGAGAAUCUGACGCUGAGAGAGCGGCUGUACGUGGCAGAGCAGGAGGUGAAGGAGCUGCGGCGGCGCCUGGGCGAGGGGUCAGACGAGAUGGUGGAGAUGGGGGGCGACAACAGCGACGACGAGGCGUCUUGCGCGGCUGCACACCCUGCUGCUGCUUGA
Messenger RNA from Closterium sp. Yama58-4, 1245 nucleotides. Lineage: Eukaryota; Viridiplantae; Streptophyta; Zygnematophyceae; Desmidiales; Closteriaceae. The record is from the annotation of a GenBank genome assembly.